Messenger RNA from Candoia aspera, 1045 nucleotides. RefSeq lists its product as uncharacterized. The transcript has 3 exons. The coding region runs from base 43 to 840 and encodes 265 amino acids. Lineage: Eukaryota; Metazoa; Chordata; Lepidosauria; Squamata; Candoiidae. The record is from RefSeq and is a predicted model, not a curated record.
CUUUUCCAUCCUUACCUUUGGCUGUAGGAGGAAUUCAGGCAGAUGGCCAGGAGGAAAGAGAUACUGCCCCAAAGGCUGCUACAGCCUGAUGAUGGGUGGCAACUUCGCAUGAAGUUCCUCCAGCAAGCACAAAGCUACAUUGGGACGCCGUAUGCCAAGAAAUAUCACCAGCCUGGAAGCCUGGAAUACGCCUCUCCCCUCUUUCUGGAUUGCUGUGGGUUCCUUCGGAGAGUAAUGCAGGACUUGGCUGAGGAUUUUGGCUUCUGCAUGGGUUCAGGCAACCAAGCCUAUCAGUAUGACACUCUUCCUAUUACAUUACCCAGCGAGGACCAUCUGAAGCCAGGCGAUCUCAUCUUCAUCUCGGGAGUUUACUUUGAUCCACAACGUAAGAGGCAACCCCAUGACAUUGUCCACGUGGAAAUCUGGCUGGGAGAAGGAGAACGUAGCCUUGGGGCCAGGUUGAAGCAUGGCCGAGUGCAGGUCUUUGAUUCCUACAAGUUCGUCUCCAGCUCCUACGGAGACUUGAAAUACCACUUCAAGUCCAUCAAGACGUGGCUCCGAGGCAUCUGUGUCAGGCAAGCAUCUGUCGGGAGGUGCCCACUACCCAAUCUCUCUGGGACCUUGAAAGGAAAAAUGGUGGGGCUGCAGAUCCAACCAGGUAGCCCACAGCGGAGCGUAGGGCACUGGUUUCCAGGUGCCUGUCAACAGGGAGGAUGGAAAACAGCUCACUCUGCAUGGUCCAAUCCAGCCUUCUCCAUCCCGGCUGUUCUCAGGAUGGGUGGAUUUCCACUCCCAGAAUUCUCAGCAAUGGCCAGGCUACCUGGGGAAUUCUGGGAGUGAGAGCUCACAGAUCUGGGCUCUUAGGACCAAGGGAGGAAGUCCAGCAGCAAGGAGCAGAUGGGCAGAGCAAUCAAACCUUGCUCUACAUUUUAUUUUUAAAAAGGCAGCCAACCUGGCUUUUUUAAAGCUUCCAACCUCGCCUGGGUGAAUCCCAAACUCACUGCAGACCAUUAAACCGAAGGAUCCUUGCAUUCACAUGCUUGAA